Molecule: messenger RNA, 877 nt
Organism: Gloeophyllum trabeum ATCC 11539
Lineage: Eukaryota; Fungi; Basidiomycota; Agaricomycetes; Gloeophyllales; Gloeophyllaceae
Exons: 5
Coding region: 93-845 (250 amino acids)
Source: RefSeq, a predicted model, not a curated record
GUUCGUUCGUUUGCUAAGUUAUUCUCCAAAAAGCCGAGAUUCUAGUUGGUCUCUGGGCUGGAUACUGGAAACUGCGAGGAAAGGACGUGAUCAUGGCUGCGUACGACCCGAAAGCCGCUCAAGAUGACCUGCGAGACCAUUUCGAUGGGUACGCGUCGAACGUGCGACGCUCAUUUAUCCGAUUUGAAGAGCAAUACGCUCGCCCGGUCGUGGAGGCAUGCAUAUCGUCAUCUAGAGAACGUCCUGCAAUGUCGGCUUUGGGUGAUGUCCAGACGUUUGUCGCGAUAUUCGUGCUACUGAGCGUUCUGCCCGUCGUGACGUUCAUGCAAGUCGUUCAUUCCAUCAUGAUCUGUUCUUUCUUUGAUGACCUGCUCCGGGACACGUAUAGCGGCUUCUCUCUUUUCACCAUCGCGUCUGCUGCGUUCCUCGCCUUCGUCGUCCAAUUCUCGCAUCGCAUCGCGCGCCCGUCUGACGUUGCAAUAGCCUCCAUCCUCUUAGCUACCCUGACAAUCCUAUUCUUCACCGCCCUCUUCCUCGCCUCCGCCGUGAUCGUGAUGUAUCUCACCGUGCGCCUUGCGAUAUUGGUUCGCUCGGACGGUGUCCGUCCAGGGUUCGUCGCCUGGCGCCAUGAAGCGCAGAAGGGAUUAUUGGGCCGAGCCUCGGAUAAUGUAGAGGGCGGGAAUGGCGGGAAGACGAGAGAGGAGGACGAAGGGUCGGAGAGCUCGGGGGUUAUCGUGCCAAAGCAGGAUGAGUUAGGGCAGGGGAUUGUCGCGGGCGAGAAGGAGGUUGUGGAGGCUGGGCCCAGUGCAUACUCCUUCGUACCCGCGAUCUGUGGCUCGGCAUAAAAUCAUGGCUUUCGUGUCGCUUUAUGAGCCGC